Suillus subaureus is the source of this 868-nucleotide messenger RNA. RefSeq lists its product as uncharacterized. Lineage: Eukaryota; Fungi; Basidiomycota; Agaricomycetes; Boletales; Suillaceae. The record is from RefSeq and is a predicted model, not a curated record. Bases 403 to 852 code for a protein of 149 amino acids. The transcript is spliced from 7 exons.
UUUUUUUUUUUUUUUUUUGCUUCAGAUUUAGUCCUUUGGGGUCGUAGACCCUAUGUUGGACAUUGUCUCGUCAUUAGCUAUCUUUCAUCUUUGGGGGGUUUGGAUGCUUUUCAUUUAUGGUGCAGACAUGUACUCUGUCACCGAGGUGAGCAGGCACGAAAGGAAAGCUGCGGGAGGAAGACGUGUUAGUAGGGGAGGUUGGUUAUAGGGUCGUAGCUUCGUUGUCUUGUCUGGUUCGUUCUUCGAUUUUGCUAUGUGGUUCCUCUGUAAUCGUGUCUUCUGUGGUUCCCGUCAGUGACAGCUUUGUUGGAGUGUCGAUCCUUUCAUGGGAGAGUGUAUGGUUCGGGUUGGUAUGUGCGGUUUGGGUAUGUUUCCCUGUGACAUUUUUACUGUGUGCUAUUGAUGUAUCGGAUGAGAUAUGGCGUUCCUUUCGGUAUUGGGGGCAUACCAAUCAAGAUUACUGUCUCUAAUCCUAUUUCGUUACUCGCAUUGGCUGCUGCUGGCGUGAAAAUCCCUCCGCUGCCUUCCAACUGCAACCCUACUGUGUCACCAAACGAAGGAUCUGUCCUGUCCGACAAAGCCGCGGCCAAUUCCAACGUCCCGAAAGUCAAAGUUGUCAAGGCAGGAACUUGCAAGAUCGUGAAAAUGCGCCCAAGCCCAACUAAGAACGGACGGAAUUUAUGUGCUCUUCGGUGGCUCAAGCAACUCAAAGUCGUUGGGACGACGGAGGAAUUUUGUGCUUAUUACGGGAAUCUGACACCAGAGCAACGAAAGGGAUAUGAUGAGGAAGCAGCUGCACUCGUCGCUACCGAUACAUGGACCAAAACUGUCUCCGAAGGACGACUUUAUUAGAUUUUGCACCAUCCGA